Catharus ustulatus (Swainson's thrush) is the source of this 3733-nucleotide messenger RNA. Its product is annotated as protein furry homolog. Gene Ontology annotation, biological process: neuron projection development; cell morphogenesis. The record is from RefSeq and is a predicted model, not a curated record. The transcript has 25 exons. Gene Ontology annotation, cellular component: site of polarized growth; cell cortex. Lineage: Eukaryota; Metazoa; Chordata; Aves; Passeriformes; Turdidae. The coding region runs from base 554 to 3733 and encodes 1059 amino acids.
UGCAGCUGCACAGGGAAGGUUUCGGCGAGGCUCCGAGCUGCUCCUGGGCUGGCGAGAGGAGGCGCGUCCAUCGGGCUGGAGCUUCUGCUGGGAGAGACCUCCAGCCAGGCUCGGGGCUAAGGCACGGCUCUGCCAGCCCUCGGGAACACGCUCCAGCUGUGCCCAUGGAACAAGUGCUCUGCUGCUGCGUGUGCCUUCACCGAGCAGACGAGAUGUGCCCGCUUGCGGAAUGGAAUAAAUGAAAAUACUGAGUACUGAGGGGGCGAGGGAGUAAAACACUCCUCAGAUAGAAUUAAGAACAAGCCCCGAAGGAAGAGCAAAGGACAAAAAUCUCAUGGUGUGUUUUUGUUGUUGUUGUUGUUGAGCUUUUUUUAUUUUUUUUUUUUUUUAAUGAGCUUACCUACCAUGAACGGAAGAAGUGGAUCUGCGGAGACUUCAUUUCCUCCUCUGACCCCUCGUUUACAUCACUGACUGGUGACAGUCACAUCUACAUACAUAGUACCUGCCACUUCAGCUGCUCAGAAUUAUAGAAGCCUCUUUGUAUGCAGCAGACAUGGCUAGCCAGCAGGAUUCAGGCUUCUUUGAAAUCAGUAUCAAAUAUUUACUGAAAUCCUGGAGCAAUACUUCUCCAGUUGGUAACGGAUAUAUCAAGCCACCUGUCCCUCCGGUUUCUGGUACACAGAGAGAAAAAGGACCUCCAGCCAUGCUACCCAUCAGCAUUGACCCCGACAGUAAACCAGGAGAAUAUGUCCUGAAGAGCUUGUUUGUUAACUUCACUACUCUGGCUGAACGCAAGAUUCGCAUCAUCAUGGCAGAGCCUCUCGAGAAGCCACUGACCAAAUCUCUGCAACGAGGAGAAGAUCCCCAGUUUGAUCAAGUUAUAAGCUCAAUGAGCUCACUCUCCGAAUAUUGUCUACCCUCUAUCCUGCGCACUUUGUUUGAUUGGUAUAAAAGGCAGAAUGGCAUAGAAGAUGAAUCUCAUGAGUACAGACCAAGAACAAGCACUAAAUCCAAAAGCGAUGAACAGCAGAGGGACUAUUUAAUGGAGAGAAGAGAUCUGGCUAUUGAUUUUAUUUUUUCUUUAGUAUUAAUAGAAGUUUUGAAACAGAUUCCACUUCAUCCUGUAAUAGACAGUUUGGUAAAUGAUGUUAUUAACUUGGCUUUCAAGCACUUUAAGUACAAAGAAGGGUACCUUGGUCCUAACACUGGAAAUAUGCACAUUGUUGCAGAUUUGUAUGCAGAAGUAAUAGGUGUUCUAGCUCAAGCAAAAUUUCCUGCUGUAAAGAAGAAAUUUAUGGCAGAGCUAAAAGAGCUGCGGCAUAAAGAACAAAGCCCGUAUGUAGUUCAAAGCAUUAUCAGUCUUAUAAUGGGAAUGAAAUUCUUUCGCAUUAAGAUGUAUCCUGUGGAGGACUUUGAAGCUUCUCUUCAGUUUAUGCAGGAAUGUGCACAUUAUUUCCUUGAAGUUAAAGACAAAGAUAUCAAGCAUGCACUGGCAGGACUGUUUGUUGAAAUUCUUGUCCCCGUAGCUGCUGCUGUUAAAAAUGAAGUGAAUGUCCCCUGUCUGAGGAACUUUGUUGAAAGCCUGUAUGAUACAACUCUUGAACUUUCAUCACGAAAGAAACACUCACUGGCUUUGUACCCCUUGGUAACAUGCCUGCUUUGUGUCAGUCAGAAGCAGUUCUUUCUAAACAGAUGGCAUAUUUUCCUCAACAACUGCCUUUCCAAUCUCAAGAAUAAGGACCCAAAAAUGGCUCGAGUUGCACUGGAAUCUCUGUACAGACUACUGUGGGUUUACAUGAUCAGAAUUAAAUGUGAAAGCAACACAGCUACCCAAAGUCGACUCAUUACUAUUGUCACAACCCUUUUCCCAAAAGGGUCCCGUGGUGUUGUGCCAAGAGAUAUGCCUCUAAACAUCUUUGUGAAGAUAAUACAGUUUAUUGCACAGGAACGUUUAGAUUUUGCAAUGAAAGAAAUUAUCUUUGACUUCCUUUGUGUUGGAAAACCAGCAAAAGCUUUCAGUCUCAACCCUGAGAGAAUGAAUAUUGGCCUGAGAGCUUUCUUGGUAAUUGCUGAUAGCUUGCAGCAAAAAGAUGGUGAACCGCCAAUGCCAGUGACUGGAGCUGUUCUGCCCUCUGGAAACACUCUCAGAGUGAAGAAAACUUAUUUGAGCAAAACUCUUACAGAGGAGGAAGCUAAAAUGAUAGGUAUGUCAUUAUAUUAUUCUCAAGUAAGGAAAGCUGUGGACAACAUACUCAGACACCUUGACAAGGAAGUGGGUCGGUGCAUGAUGCUAACCAACAUACAGAUGCUUAACAAAGAACCUGAAGACAUGAUUACUGGUGAAAGAAAACCAAAAAUUGAUCUGUUCAGAACAUGUGUUGCUGCUAUUCCUCGAUUACUUCCUGAUGGAAUGUCAAAACUUGAGUUGAUCGACUUGCUGGCAAGGUUGUCCAUCCAUAUGGAUGAUGAACUUCGACACAUUGCACAGAAUUCUCUUCAGGGCCUACUUGUUGACUUUGUUGACUGGCGGGAGGAUGUACUCUUUGGUUUCACCAAUUUUCUGCUCCGUGAAGUGAAUGACAUGCAUCAUACCCUUCUUGAUACUUCACUCAAGUUGCUGCUACAAUUGCUGACGCAAUGGAAGCUUGUAAUACACACUCCAGGAAAAGCUUCUGAGCAGGCCAAAACCAGAUCUGCAGAGCUGAUACCAAAUGGAUCCAGCCACAGGAUCCAGUCUGAGAGAAGCCCCUACUCUAACGUCCUGCACGCCGUCGAAGGAUUCGCGCUGGUUCUGCUGUGCAGUUUCCAGGUUGCGACACGGAAGCUGGCUGUUUUAAUCCUCAGAGAAAUCCGGUCUUUGUUCUUGGCCCUUGGCCAGCCAGAGGAUGAUGACAGACCUAUGAUUGAUGUUAUGGAUCAGUUGAGUUCUUCUAUUCUUGAAAGCUUUAUUCAUGUGGCUGUUUCAGAUUCAACAACAAUCCCGUUAACACACAGCGUGGAUUUGCAAUGGCUGGUGGAGUGGAAUGCUGUCCUAGUAAAUAGCCAUUAUGAUGUGAAAAGUCCUUCCCAUGUCUGGAUUUUUGCACAGUCUGUUAAAGACCCAUGGGUUCUCUGCCUCUUCAGUUUUCUUAGGCAGGAGAAUUUACCAAAACACUGUCCUACAGCUCUCAGCUAUGCUUGGCCAUAUGCCUUCACGAGGCUGCAGCUGAUAAUGCCUCUUGUGGAUCCAAAUAUUCCUGUUAAUGCAAAGAAAACAAGUACAGCAAGCAGUGGAGACAACUAUGUUACUUUGUGGAGAAACUACCUUAUUCUGUGUUUUGGAGUAGCAAAGCCCAGUAUUAUGAGCCCAGGACACCUGCGUGCUUCAACACCAGAGAUCAUGGCUACCACUCCUGAUGGAACCAUGAACUACGAUAAUAAGGCUAUUGGAACUCCAUCUGUUGGAGUCUUACUAAAGCAGCUAGUUCCUUUGAUGAGACUUGAAAGCAUAGAAAUAACAGAAUCACUUGUAUUGGGAUUUGGAAGAACAAAUUCCCUUGUUUUCAGGGAGUUAGUAGAAGAACUCCACCCACUAAUGAAAGAGGCCCUAGAAAGAAGACCAGAGACGAGAGCCAGAAUACAAACAAGUCAAUUUAGCCUUUCAGCAAAGAACAGGCCUUGUUGCAUUCACAUCUUUCCAGGAAAGUUAGAAGACAGAAAGGACAGCUUUCUAGAAGACAGGGAAAUACAAUGA